ACAUCCUUUGAGUUGAGUAUGAAUUGAGGUUCAAGGUCAGAGAGAGACCAGAACACCUCAGAGCUUUCUACAGGCCAAUACCUACACCAGGUCUACAUUAGGCAGCAUCUCUACAACGGAUCCCUCUGAACAACGGGAUCAUGACACACUUCAGAGUCCUCAGUCUCUGGGUCGGCACUGUUCUCCAUUUGUAUCUGCACACAGGUGAUUGCGCAGAGAUCAUUCAUGGAAAGGAAGUGGUGCCUCACUCUUUACCCUUCAUGGCUCGACUGGAGGACGGUAAAGGUAGUCUAGUCUGUGGAGGGAUCCUCAUCCACGAGUCAUGGGUCCUAACUGCAGCCCACUGUAAAGUACGGACGGAAUGGUUUUCACACAGAAUCAAGAAUGUCAAUCUGGGUGUCCACUCGGUGAAGAACGAAGCGAAGGCUACCAGACAGCUCGUAGCCGUGAAGAAGCAUGUUCCUCAUCCCGACUACAAUGUUGCAGAGUUACGCCACGACAUCAUGCUGAUAAAGCUUAAGAAACCAGUGAAGCUGACCGACACCGUGAAAGUCAUGGAUCUACCCAAGCCUGCAUCUGAUGUCCCGGCUGGGACACAGUGCUUUGCGGCCGGAUGGGGAGACACGAAGGAGAAUGGUGACCAGUCCGAUGUCCUGCUGUCUGUCAAUGUCACCGUGAUCGACAGGAAGAAGUGUAACUCUCCUGAUUACUACAACUUCUCCCCUGUCAUCACCGGAGGAAUGCUGUGUGCUGGUUACGGACAAGAUAGAGCUGGCACUUGUCAGGGAGACUCCGGUGGCCCGUUGGUGUGUAGAGAUGCACUAAGGGGAGUGGUGUCGUUUGCUGGAGGAUGUGGUCGCGUCAACAAACCUACCAUCUACACAUUCGUAUCUAAAUACACUGACUGGAUCACUAAAACCAUCCAAACCUCUGGCUGAUUUUUAAAAAGUCAAACGUCUUCUGUUCAUUCUAAAAUAAAUGCUUAUUGACAUA
Oncorhynchus kisutch (coho salmon) is the source of this 993-nucleotide messenger RNA. RefSeq names its product granzyme A-like. Gene Ontology annotation, molecular function: serine-type endopeptidase activity. The coding region runs from base 141 to 938 and encodes 265 amino acids. The record is from RefSeq and is a predicted model, not a curated record. Gene Ontology annotation, biological process: proteolysis. The transcript has 5 exons. Lineage: Eukaryota; Metazoa; Chordata; Actinopteri; Salmoniformes; Salmonidae.